AUGGAUAGAUAUGGCCAUAAUGUUAGAACGGAUGUUAAAAAACAAGGUUAUGAAAAUUCAGAUUUGCCAAUUCUUUGUGAAACUUGUUUAGGAGAAAAUCCUUAUGUUCGACUUAUAAGAGAAGAAAAUGGAAAGGAAUGUAAAAUAUGUAAAAAUGCUUUUACUCUUUUUAGAUGGAAACCUGGACAAAAGGCAAGAUACAAACAAACAGUUAUAUGUGGUAUGUGCGCAAAAGUAAAAAAUGUAUGUCAAACAUGUUUAUUUGACUUGGAAUAUAAUUUGCCUGUACAAGUCAGGGAUAAAUUCAUUGAAAAUGCUAUUACCUUACCAGAGAAUGAAACUAAUAGAAAUUUUUUUUUGGAACAAAUGGAAAAAAAUAUGUCAACAUCAUAUAAUAAAGCUAAUCAUAUAAAUAUUGAUUUAUCAAAAUUAAAGAGAUAUGAUCCUUAUUUUAAAAGAAAUAUGGCACGCGUUUGUAGUUUUUGGAGAAACAAUUCUUGUAACCGUGGAUCGGAAUGUCCAUAUCUUCAUAAAGAAAUACAUUUAGAUAAAUCUUUGUACAAUCAAAAUAUUAAAAAUAGAUAUACAGGAGAAAAUGAUGUAUUAGCUGAGAAAAUAUUAAAAAAAUAUAAUAAAGAGAAUGAAGGUGAAAAUUUUAUGGCAAACACAAUUUGUAUUCAUGGAAUUAGUGAAUCCGUUAAUCAAGUAAAUAUUAAGGAAUGUUUUAAAAAAUAUGGAGAAAUAAAAUCAAUUAAAAUGAUACCAAAAGAUUGUAAAAUGUUUAUUUCCUAUAAAAAUUAUAGUUCUGCUAAAAAAGCCUCAGAAGAAUAUAAAGAUGGCCUAGAAUUAAAUGGAUGUAAUUUGACAGUUUUAUUGCAAGAAGAGAUUUAUAAUUCAAAUAUAAAAAAUCAGGGAAAUAUGAAUUUUCUAUCUAAUCAAAAAAAUUAUCAAAAUAUAAAUGUGCCAUAUAUGUAUUACCCUUUUUAUAGCAACAAUUUAAAUACAUUAUCACCAAAUGCUACUCCGUAUUCAUCUAUGAUCCCAUCUGAAGCAGAACAGAGAAAAUAA
Molecule: messenger RNA, 1068 nt
Organism: Plasmodium gallinaceum
Lineage: Eukaryota; Apicomplexa; Aconoidasida; Haemosporida; Plasmodiidae
Product: RNA-binding protein, putative
Exons: 1
Coding region: 1-1068 (355 amino acids)
Cellular component (GO): U2-type catalytic step 1 spliceosome; Prp19 complex; U2-type catalytic step 2 spliceosome
Molecular function (GO): pre-mRNA binding; U6 snRNA binding; metal ion binding
Source: RefSeq, a predicted model, not a curated record